AUGACUACCUCCAUCGAUGCCCAUACUCGCCAAUUCUCCCACAUCAAUGGAUCAACUGCUGACCUACUAGAGAGGUUCGCAGUAUCUGAGCUUUGUAGAGGAUGGCCUGUUUACCGGGAUUCUUCAGAAUGGAAGAACUAUCGCAACCUAUUUACCAAAGAGGCCACGGUCUGGACAACCUGGAGCAAGGGGCGAACGAUUGAUGAUUUCAUCUCCAUCUCCAAGAAAGGAAAAGACAAAGGAGACUUCAUCAUGCACCGAGAAUGCGGCACGCUUGUUGAUUACGCUGCCGAGCACAGACGUGCCAUUGGCAAGAUGAAGGCUACUAUCACCCAGCGCUUCAAAACGCAAGCUGCUCAAGCGACGCCAGAGUGUCCCGUCGGGGCAGAGUAUGAUGUAGACUGCGACUGCCGUUUCAUCUUCUUCUGCUUCAAGGAUCCUGACGCUGGCGGCGACUGGAAGGCUAAGUACGUCAAGCUGUUCUAUGAGAAGGACAAGAUUGUGCCUGUGGAUGGAAACAGAGCCCCUGUUUUCUCGAAAGAACUCUUAGAAUCAUUUCCCGAGGGCUACCAGCAUCUUGCAGCGGCUCAGAGCAGCUUGGGAUAUCCGGUCACGAGGGAUCUGCCCACCGCCCAAAACCACGAGUCUUGGUUUCAGAUGUAUGGGAAAAUGGAGCAAUGGUUGGCGGGCGAGGACGUCAAUUUAUGGUGCGACGAUGAACGCGCACCUAGAGCCAAGAAGGUGCAUCAGACAAAAUUUGGUUCGGUAAAGCAGGGCUGUCAGAGCUUUGGCAGUCCGGACGAGGAAUGCCGCUUCGUGAAGUGGAUGGAGCAGGCAACACUGAUUUCAGGGGCUUCUGCUCACCGAGAGUGCAUUGCUCAACAGGGUUGA
Neoarthrinium moseri is the source of this 891-nucleotide messenger RNA. RefSeq lists its product as uncharacterized. The transcript has 3 exons. Bases 1 to 891 code for a protein of 296 amino acids. NCBI's taxonomy places the organism in Eukaryota, Fungi, Ascomycota, Sordariomycetes, Amphisphaeriales, Apiosporaceae. The record is from RefSeq and is a predicted model, not a curated record.